Messenger RNA from Salarias fasciatus (jewelled blenny), 1283 nucleotides. RefSeq names its product TM2 domain containing 1 (gene tm2d1). Lineage: Eukaryota; Metazoa; Chordata; Actinopteri; Blenniiformes; Blenniidae. The transcript has 6 exons. The record is from RefSeq and is a predicted model, not a curated record. Bases 25 to 642 code for a protein of 205 amino acids.
UGACGUCACCGCGCCCGGUCCAAGAUGGCUCCGCGGGCUCCGGCGGACUGCUUCCCCGGGAUGAGGCGCUCUCUUUCGGCCGCGCUGCCCGGCCUCCUCCUCCUCCUCCUCCUGUUCCUCCAGCAGCCGCGGCUCGUCCGGAGCGACGAGGCGGAGAGCUGCGAGCUGCUGCGGCUCGGACAGUAUCGCUGCAACGAACCGAAGAUCGACGAGAAAACGCAGGAGGCGGAGAACUGCCGCGAGGGGGCGGCCUGGGUGGACUGCCUCCCGGCUCCUAACGUCACCUGUCGUCUCGCCAACGGCUCCGAGUUCCGCUUCAGCGGCGACGAAGUCGGGUUCAGCAAGAGAGUGGCCUGCAGGAACGUGUCGUCCUACUCGUACCGCCUGGCCGUGGCCCUCUCUCUCUUCCUGGGCUGGCUGGGAGCCGACCGCUUCUACCUGGGAUACCCUGCUCUGGGCGUGCUCAAGUUCUGCACGGUGGGGUUCUGCGGCGUCGGGACUCUGGUGGACUUCGUGCUCGUCGCCAUGCAGAUUGUGGGUCCCUCUGACGGCUCCUCUUACAUCAUCGAUCACUACGGAGCUCGGCUGACUCGCCUGGCCGUCGACAACCAGACCUACAGGAAGCCACACCCUCCUCUGUGAGGCCACGCCCCCUCUCCUGCAGACGGACAAGCCACGCCCCCUACAGGAAGCAUCUUCCAUUUUUUUCAAACCACGCCCCCUAGAAGUAUCUUCCACCUCUUCAUCAAGCCACGCCCCCUACAGGAAGUAUCUUCCACUUCUUCAAUAAACCACACCCCCUACAGGAAGUAUCAGCCACCUCUUCAAUAAACCACGCCCCCUACAGGAAGUAUCUUCCACCUCUUCAAUAAACCACGCCUUUUACAGGAAGUAUCUUCAACCUCUUCAUCAAGCCACGCCCCCUACAGGAAGUAUCUUCCACUUCUUCAAUAAACCACACCCCCUACAGGAAGUAUCAGCCACCUCUUCAAUAAACCACGCCCCCUACAGGAAGUAUCUUCCACCUCUUCAAUAAACCACGCCUUUUACAGGAAGUAUCUUCAACCUCUUCAUCAAGCCACGCCCCCUACAGGAAGUAUCUUCCACUUCUUCAAUAAACCACACCCCCAACAGGAAGUAUCAGCCACCUCUUCAAUUAACCACGCCCCCUACAGGAAGUAUCUUCCACCUCUUCAAUAAACCACGCCUUCUACAGGAAGUAUCUUCCACCUCUUCAUCAAGCCACGCCCCCUACAGGAAGUGUCAGCCACCUCUUCAAUAAA